Molecule: messenger RNA, 903 nt
Organism: Ziziphus jujuba (common jujube)
Lineage: Eukaryota; Viridiplantae; Streptophyta; Magnoliopsida; Rosales; Rhamnaceae
Product: beta-amyrin 11-oxidase
Exons: 7
Coding region: 1-903 (300 amino acids)
Biological process (GO): brassinosteroid biosynthetic process; brassinosteroid homeostasis; sterol metabolic process
Cellular component (GO): endoplasmic reticulum
Molecular function (GO): ent-kaurenoic acid monooxygenase activity; heme binding; iron ion binding
Source: RefSeq, a predicted model, not a curated record
AUGGCCAUGAAGCUUGGUCACAUUGAACACAAUGUGAUUAACUCCCUUGAAGAAUGGUCAAGAUUGAACUGUCCAAUUGAAAUUCUACCAGAGCUGAAGAGGAUUGUUUUCAAGGUCAUUACACAUAUCUUCAUGGAUGCUGAUGAUGAUCCGGUUGUGGCUGAUAUGGAGAGCUUGUUCACAGAAUUGCAUGCUGGAUUGUUUUCCUUGAAUGUCAAUUUGCCUGGCUUUGCUUUCCACAAAGCAAUCAAGGCGAGGAAGAAGUUGGUGAAAAUUCUUUCAUAUGUGAUAGAGAGAAAAACAAAAGCAUUGAACAAAGAACCAGAAAAGGGGAAGAGAGAUAUGAUUGAUUUGCUAAUGGGUGUAGAAGAUGAUGAUGGUAAAAAAUUAGAGGAGGAAGAUAUUAUAGAUUUGUUGAUCAUGUUCGUGGUUGAUGGACAUGAAAGCUCAGCUUUAGGUACCAUGUGGGGUUUGAUCAACUUGGCUGAAAAUCCUGAAGUUUUCAAAAAGGCCAAGGAGGAGCAAGAGAUGAUUGUAAGAAAUAGACCAUCUACUCAGAAAGGAUUGACUCUUAGGGAAAUCAAGUCAAUGACAUAUCUUCCGAAGGUGAUUGAUGAGAUGAUGAGGAAAACUAGUAUUAACUUCGCAGCUUUCAGGCAUGCAAUUGAGGAUGUCAACAUGGAUGGUUAUCUGAUACCAAAAGGAUGGAAAAUUUUAGUUUGGUACAGAGCUAUUCAUAUGGAUCCACAAAUCGAUCCCAAUCCACAUGAAUUCAAUCUAAAAAGAUGGGAUAAUGAUGGAGUGAAAACUGGGGCUUUCAUCCCCUUUGGGGCAGGAACCAGAAUUUGCCCCGAAAGAGACUUGGCCAUUACUUCCUACUUAACUAUGAACUUGAGAAAGUGA